Molecule: messenger RNA, 3715 nt
Organism: Notolabrus celidotus (New Zealand spotty)
Lineage: Eukaryota; Metazoa; Chordata; Actinopteri; Labriformes; Labridae
Gene: nr3c1
Product: nuclear receptor subfamily 3, group C, member 1 (glucocorticoid receptor)
Exons: 9
Coding region: 480-2831 (783 amino acids)
Biological process (GO): regulation of DNA-templated transcription; nuclear receptor-mediated glucocorticoid signaling pathway
Cellular component (GO): nucleus
Molecular function (GO): nuclear glucocorticoid receptor activity; steroid binding; DNA-binding transcription factor activity
Source: RefSeq, a predicted model, not a curated record
UGAAUCUUGAAUCUUGAAUCUGAAUCUUCAAUCUUCAAUCUUGAAUCUUGUAUCCUAUCUAAUGCUUGAGCUCCAGCCUGUUCUCCAGCACACACCGAGCUGCAGUUUUUGGACACGACCAGCAGGCAGCGCUGCGUGUUGUAAACAGGUCUACCAUGGGUCUGGCUUCCUUAGUUCUCCAUUUUGUAUGUUUUUCCUGGAGGUUAGCGCCUACUUUCCUAAUGGCUAGCUGCGAAUCUCCUUAGCUCAGCCAGUUCUACGCAGUUUGCGAGACAAUUUCCAGCUGCAUCGUCUUGAAAGACCGUCAGCUCGUUAAACACACUGAGUUUGUCGUGUUUUGUCGUGUCACCGAGCCAUGAGGCGCAUGAGGAGCUGCGUUAACAAACAUUGAGUCAGUGUUGCGUGUUGUGGACACUUUCAACCAAAACAAUGUUGACAGACGACCUGUGGACACAUUCCAGCGAUCAGUCAUUUCAAGGAUGGAUAAAGGAGGAGUGAAGAAGAUAAUAUACAGAAGAGAUGACCAUUUAAGCAAGCUGGUAUACACUGAAAGCCCUGAGGAGGGAGGUCUGUUGAAAGUGGCUCCUCACAGUGCCAUGUCCAUCACCUCUGCCACAUCUGUCGUUCUUCCAUCCAGCCCGUUGAUGCAGCCAGGACAGGUGCCGAACGGCCUCAGCAACAGCCCCCUUCCAGAGGAGCUCACCUCUGUCACUGCCACCGUCGGCACCUUUUUAGAGGACCCAGAGUCCAGGGGCCUGACCAAAGAUCAGAAGCCUCAGCAGCAGCAGCAGCAGCAGCAGCAGUUUUUCCAGACUGCGACUUCCCUCCUGAUAGGGCGUCAAACCUUGAGGGAAAAUCUGCCCCAGUUGGAGGCCAGUAUAACAGACCUUACAUCAUCCUCCAUGGAUUCACUUAUUGGGGGAUCAGAUCCCAACUUCUUUCCCAUGAAAACAGAGGAUUUCUCAAUGGAUAAAGGAGACCAGGAUCCCAUUGACCUCGAUCAUGCCUUCGAGCACAUUGGGAAAGAUGUGGACGUGCACCAGAAACUGUUCAGUGACAACACUCUGGACCUGCUCCAAGACUUUGAGCUGACCGGUUCCCCUUCAGAUUUUUAUGUAGGAGAUGAUGCUUUCCUGUCCUCUUUGGCAGACGAUUCUCUGCUUGGGGACGUAAGCUCAGAGAGGGACAUGAGGCCUGCUGUUAUUGAGAUUGUGAACAGCAGUGUGGCAGCCCCUGUUGCUCUCAAUGGCAGCAGCAGCAUGACAAGUCCAGAUCAGCCAAGCUCUAGCAUGUCCACAACCGCCUCCUUAACCCCUACAACUACUUUGUCUGCUUUAGUGAAGAAGGAGAAAGAUGCUGGCUUCAUUCAGCUCUGCACCCCAGGUGUGAUCAAACAAGAGAAGGCAUCCACAGGCCAGAGUUAUUGCCAAAUGAGCGGGACAGCUUCCACAAACAUACCCAGCUCUAACCCCAUCUCCAUCUGUGGCGUCAGCACUUCAGGAGGACAGAGCUUCCACUUUGGGGUCAGCACCAGUAGCAGUGAAGCUCAGCAGCAAAAGAGCCAGAAGCAAGUGACAAACCUGUUUCUCCCGGUGACAACCAUCAGCGCGCCCUGGAACAGAGGCCUGACUGCUGGAGACAACAGGAUCACAGAGGCGUUCUCAAGCUCUCCUUCCCUCUCUGUCGGCUUUGUCAAACAGGAAUUGGGCACAGCUGUAAUCCCUGCACAGACCAAAAGUGGGACUCAUAAGAUCUGCCUGGUGUGCUCCGACGAGGCGUCAGGCUGCCACUAUGGCGUGCUCACCUGUGGCAGCUGCAAGGUCUUCUUCAAGCGAGCGGUAGAAGGGCAGCAUAAUUACCUCUGUGCUGGGAGGAACGACUGCAUAAUAGACAAGAUCAGAAGGAAGAACUGCCCAGCCUGCCGCUUUCGCAAGUGUCUGAUGGCAGGAAUGAACCUGGAAGCACGCAAAACCAAGAAGUUGAACCGCUUAAAGGGCGCCCAGCAGAGUAACCCACCUGAGCUGACUCCUUCUCCACCCAUCGAGGCUCAUUCGCUCGUACCGAAGCGCAUGCCUCAGCUCGUUCCCACCAUGCUGUCCUUGCUGAAGGCCAUCGAGCCUGACACCAUCUACGCCGGCUAUGACAGCACCCUGCCCGACACCUCCACCCGCCUCAUGACGACCCUCAACAGGCUGGGUGGCCGGCAGGUCAUCUCUGCCGUCAAGUGGGCCAAGGCUUUGCCUGGUUUCAGGAAUCUGCACCUGGACGACCAGAUGACUCUGCUGCAGUGCUCCUGGCUCUUCCUCAUGUCGUUUGGCCUGGGUUGGAGGUCUUACCAGCAGUGCAACGGCAACAUGCUCUGCUUUGCACCAGACCUUGUCAUUAAUGAGGAGCGGAUGAAGCUGCCCUACAUGGCCGACCAGUGCGAGCAGAUGCUGAAGAUUUCCAACGAGUUCGUCAGGCUGCAGGUUUCCCACGACGAGUAUCUGUGCAUGAAGGUCCUGCUGCUGCUCAGCACAGUGCCAAAGGAUGGCCUAAAGAGCCAGGCGGUGUUCGAUGAUAUUCGGAUGUCGUACAUAAAGGAGCUGGGGAAAGCCAUUGUGAAGCGUGAGGAGAACUCCAGUCAGAACUGGCAGCGUUUCUAUCAGCUCACCAAGCUGCUGGACUCCAUGCACGAGUUGGUCGGUGGACUGCUCAACUUCUGCUUCUACACCUUUGUGAAUAAAUCCCUGAGUGUGGAGUUCCCGGAGAUGCUGGCAGAGAUCAUCAGCAACCAGUUACCAAAAUUCAAGGCCGGGAGCGUCAAACCCCUCCUCUUCCACCAGAGAUGACUUUCCCCCGAAACAGACACAUUGCCUUAAAAAAAAUCCCACCACAUCACCUCACCAACCAGCCCCUCUACCCCCAACCUCCACCUCCACCCCCAACCCCCUACCCUUCCCUCCAGGAGCAAUGAUGAGAGGACUGAGGAUCCAAGGCGAGGAGUCAGUGAUGUUUUUGGGAGCGAGUAUGCAACUUUGUGUGAAGACUGGAGGUGUUUGUGUUGAGAGCCAACAGCAAGCACAGAGCGGUGUAAGACAGCGUGUGAAAUGAGUAGGAAAUGUUUGUAAGAUAAGAGAUAAUCACAGAGAGAAGUAGGCUAACAUCCACGUCGUCUCAGGUUUCCUACCUUCAAACACAGAACAAUAUCUCAAAUAGAUAAAACAAAUAUCUAUGUACAGGUUCUGAUAGUAUUUUCUACAUUUUCAAAUCGUAACAGUUUAUACAAUUUUACAGGUCGUCGUUACCUAGGAAGGUAACGUCUAAUUAAUAACAUGCUCUUUAAGUAGGCUUUUUGACUGUAUGUUCCUCUGUUAGUUUUUAUAGGCAGUUAUAACAAAACCUUAUAGUCACAUGGGAAAAUAGCUGUUUUCCAGUCGUUUAAUAAGCAUAUUUCAUUGCUUUGAUUGAUGCAGUGAACACAAGAAACAAAUCUGUUGAACUGUCAAAGUGCAUCGUUCAGAGGAUUAUUUCUCCCACAUGCUGACCUCUUCCAGGUUUACACACGUCUAUUAUAAAGGGAAAAAAAUGUGCCUUUUUUACUUCGAUUAUCAUCUAAGUCAUUUCUUCCUACGUGUCCACGGCGUGUUUCUCAUGAACCUGUCACGGUCUACCUUCAUCGUAUGUUGAUUGUACUUUUUAUGUUACAUGCAGUUAAAAGUUUUCCUUUUUCUAA